Microdochium trichocladiopsis is the source of this 4119-nucleotide messenger RNA. RefSeq names its product putative oligomycin resistance ATP-dependent permease yor1. Gene Ontology annotation, molecular function: ABC-type transporter activity; ATP hydrolysis activity; ATP binding. Gene Ontology annotation, cellular component: membrane. The transcript is spliced from 5 exons. Gene Ontology annotation, biological process: transmembrane transport. The coding region runs from base 1 to 4119 and encodes 1372 amino acids. Lineage: Eukaryota; Fungi; Ascomycota; Sordariomycetes; Xylariales; Microdochiaceae. The record is from RefSeq and is a predicted model, not a curated record.
AUGGUUCCUAAAUGGUUACGUCUGGCUCUCCAGCCAAAUGUCGUCCCAGACAUUCCCACCGAGCGAGUUGUCUCGGCUGAGCGAGAUGCCAGCACGUGGAGCAAGCUAUGGUUCACCUGGCUGAGUCCGCUCAUGAGCGCACCUAACGUGCUCCGCAUCCUACAGGCCGGAUAUAUCCGCCGUCUUGAGCGAACCGACAUUUGGACCGUUUCUGAAGCACGACUCGUCAAGCCCCUCGCAGCGCGUCUGCGACAAUCAUUGGCCGAGAAUCAAUUAGCCGGGCGCCGCCAGCCUUUGCUCUGGACUGUAUACAGCCUGUUCAAGACUGACUUCUGGCUCACGGCUCUGUGCCAGUUCCUGGUUGCCACUUUCCAGGUCUUGACACCUUUUGCCCUGCGUUUUCUUAUUGUCUGGGUCCAGCAAGCCUACCUGUCCCGGCAUGAUGGAGGCAACUCGCUAGGUCUCGGCGCUGGGAUUGGGUACGUGCUCGGAAUAUCGGGAAUGCAGGUGGUGCAGAACCUCGCCGCCAGCCAGUUCCAGUACAGAGGCAUGCUGCUCGGUGGGCAAAUUCGAAGUACCAUCAUUGCAGCAGCCUUUGUCAAGUCUCUGCAGCUGUCCAACCGAGCCAGGGCAGGUGGAAGCGACUGCGUUCGCGUCAGAGCAGAUGUCCGCCAUGCUCCCAAUAAGGACCACGCGGGUAAGAAGAAAGCACCCGCACAAUCACCAUCAUCCGAAGGCUGGGCUAAUGGCCGCGUCAUGAACCUCAUCUCGACCGACACUUCGCGUAUCGAGCAAGCUGCGGCCGUGAUUCAUCUGACGUGGAUCUCCGUUUACCAGGUCACUCUCACCAUCGCGCUCUUGAUCUUCAACCUGGGCUGGGCAGCGGCCAUUGGAGCCGUUGUUCUGAUGCUGGGCCUUGUCGCCGUGACGUCCGGCAUGAGACCGCUGAUCGCCAGCCGCGCGCGCAUUACCAAACACACCGACAAGCGCGUCACGCUGACACAGGAAGUCUUCCAGGCGAUCCGGUUCGUCAAGUACUUCAGUUGGGAAACCUUCUUUCUAGGCCACCUCAAGGCUAUCCGAGCUCAGGAGAGUCAUGCUGUUCGGAUCAUGCACCUGAUUAGGUGCGCGAUCGGUGGGCUGGCUCAGUUCCUACCAGUCCUGGCUACCAUGACGACAUUUAUCGUCUUCGCAGGUACAUAUGGCACCUUGGAGCCUGCGACAGUCUUCUCGUCCCUGGCUAUGCUUAAUCUGCUCCGAAUACCGGCGAACUGGAUUCCUGUAUCAGCAAACCUUGUUGUUGAUGCGUUCCAGUCUCUCAAACGUAUUGAGGAGUUCUUGUCGGCGGAAGAGGUGAACAUAAACAUCGCUACAGACCAGCGUCUGCCCUUUGCCGUACGUAUUGAUGGAGCGUCGUUCACCUGGGAAUUCAGACCGUCUGUUGCGGACGUGCACAACGCGCCAGAGAAUGACGUUUCGACAAAAUCAACUGGAGCAGGACUGCCCGUUGGCGCUGACAGCGUUGAUAGCCCGUUCGCCCUGCGCAAUGUGACGAUUGAGCACCAGAGAGGCGACCUUGUCGCCAUAAUUGGGUCAGUGGGAUCAGGGAAGAGUUCACUGUUGAGCGCCCUGGCUGGAGACAUGAGGCAGACGGGAGGCCAAAUGCACAUGUCGGCCGGCAAAGCCUACUGCCCGCAGCAGGCAUGGAUACAAAACGCCACAGUUCGCGACAACAUCCUCUUCGGCAAGUCGUUCGACGAGCCUUUAUACUUGCGCGUGGUCGCAGCUUGUGCUCUGGUCCCCGACUUUGAGACUCUGCCUCACGGAGACAUGACGGAGAUUGGCGAGAGAGGUAUAACGCUGUCUGGUGGACAAAAGCAGCGCGUGAGCAUUGCCCGUGCAAUCUACUCCGAGGCUGACAUCGUCCUACUCGAUGACCCCCUGUCUGCCGUGGACGCUAACGUGGGUAAGCACAUAUUCGAGCAAGCUAUCUGUGGUUUGUUGCGGUCCAAGACUGGGUUCUUAGCCACUCAUCAUCUUCAUCUGCUCCCUCGCUGUGAUGGGGUCAUUUGGAUGGUUGAGGGCCGAAUCGAGGACAGCGGCGGCUUCUCCGACAUUGUGGCCCGAAACCCGGAAUUCUUGCGCCUUAUGGCUUUUGCUGGACAUACGGCGAGUCACGUGCAAGUUGCAGACAAUGAUGGAACCGCUGCGGAGGAGUCUGCUCCUACCAACGACGGCGGCUCCGCCACACAAGACGAUGAGCAUCCCAGCACGGUCCUUGGCAGCCUUGGUCAGCUGAUGCAAGAAGAAUCAGAGAUCACGGACAGCGUUUCCCUGUCCGUAUACAUGUCAUGGCUGCGCUCAUCAGGAACGCUGUGGAAUGCUCUUCCCGUCCUGGUCGGACAAUGCUUGUUCCGUGCCUCCAGCAUCAUCGGUGGCUUGUGGCUAUCUUGGUGGGUGGAUAACAGAUACGGACUGACGCAGGCUCAGAAUAUCGGCAUCUAUGCAGGUAUCAGCCUGGCGCAGAUUGUUCUUCUGUUUACAUCCUCCUUGAUUACCUGCGUGGUUUGCAUAAAGGCUGGUCAGGUCAUGUCCGACACAGCGCUGUGGCAGACAUUGCGCGCCCCAAUUGCCUUGUACGAUGUCACACCAUUGGGGCGAAUGAUCUAUCGCUUCACCAGAGACAUCGACGCGCUAGACAACAACCUUGUAGUGGCUGUCCAGCAGCUGCUCAUCAACGGGGGCAGCCUCAUCGGCUCAUAUGCCUUGAUUGUGGCAUAUUUCUACUAUUUUGUAAUCGCGGUGAUCAUGGAUGGCUUGGCCGUGUGGUGGUGCAUAUCGUAUUACCGUUCCAGCGCACGAGAGAUCCGGAGGCACCAGCUUGUCCUCGACGGCAUAGUCUUUGCCCGGUUCAACGAAGCGCUUGUAGGGGCAUCAUGUAUCCGUGCCUACGCUCAAGAGUCUUACUUCAUUCAACGCGUGCACGAGGCUAUCGACGACAUGGACAGUGCCUACUACUUAUCCUUCGCCAGCCACAACUGGCUAUCUGUUCGUCUGGACAACAUUGGUAUUGUCCUGUCAUUCGUAACCGGAAUGCUGAUCAUUACCAAGUCGCUCCCAGUCUCGCCCAGCAUCUCCAGCUUGCUCUUGACUUACAGCAUCGCCAUGGUGGGCAUCAUGCAGACGGUCGUGAAGUAUCUGAUUGAGCUUAACAAUGCCAUGAGCAACACGGAGCGCCUGCUUGAAUACACAAACUCCCUGGAGCAAGAGGCGCCACUGGACGGAGAGCCCGUUCGACCAUCAUGGCCGGAGCACGGUGCGAUCGAGUACAAAGAUGUGCAGAUGCGCUACCGACCAGGCCUUCCACUGGUGAUUAAUGGGUUCUCGUUGCAGAUUCGGGCCGGAGAGAGUAUCGGUAUUGUCGGUCGCACCGGGGCAGGGAAGAGCACAAUCUUGUCCACGCUCUUUCGCCUGACUGAGAUCGCUGGCGGCAGUAUCACCAUCGACGGCAUCGACAUUAGCAAGCUCGGGCUCCACCAGCUACGCUCCUCGCUAGCCAUUAUCCCGCAAGACCCGACACUCUUCCACGGCACGGUCAGGAGUAACAUUGACCCUUUCAACAAGCACACCGACUUGGAACUCUGGGCUGCUCUCCGUCGUGCGCACCUCAACCCGAUGCCUCAGCAGCAGGGGUCCCAGGGAGGCGAUCGCGAGCGCAUAAAUGAGGAGAUGGGAAGCAACGAGUCUCUAGUGACGCUCGACGCCCCCGUAGAGGCCGAGGGGCUCAACUUCUCGGUCGGACAGCGGCAGCUCAUCGCGCUGGCUAGAGCUCUUCUGCGCGAGACCAAGAUAGUGCUGGUCGACGAGGGCACCAGCAGUGUCGACCCGGAGACGGUCGCGAAAGUGCAGGAGACUCUCGCGACGGGGCUCCGUGGCAAGACUCUCGUCGCCAUCGCACACCGGCUCCGCACCGUGAUCCGAUACGACAGGGUCUGUGUCAUGGACAAGGGUGCAAUCGUCGAGCUGGGGUCGCCUUUGCAUCUAUGGAAGCAGGGCAGUAUCUUUAGAGGCUUGUGUGACAGCAAUGGGAUCUCAGAGGGCAUGUUUAUUGGGUCGUGA